This is a messenger RNA of Clunio marinus, 207 nucleotides long. The record is from the annotation of a GenBank genome assembly. NCBI's taxonomy places the organism in Eukaryota, Metazoa, Arthropoda, Insecta, Diptera, Chironomidae.
AUGCAACCAAUAAGCUGUUCAAAUGCAAACCCAAAAAUGUUUCAAAGUUAUUCAGUCAACCCUAGAAUGAUGCAACUCAGAAUGCAAAUGGCAAAUUUUGUAAAUGAAAUUUGUUACAUUUGCUUCGGUAUUUGGUCAUCAAAUAUCCAGGACAAGAGAUAUGAUUUGUGUCAACACAUGCUGUGUAUGGAGGAAUUGACUUCAUAA